UGGGAGGGGUCUGUGCAGCAGGAGGCGGGGCGGGCUCAGUGGGCCAGUGGGCCACCUGGGUCCUGUCAGAGUUGGAGGUGGUCCGCUGCUCUUGGUUCCUUCAGCUCCCGUAGCUCUGGCGGAAUCUGCGCGAUGGGUGACCCGGAAAGGCCGGAAGCGGCCAGGCCCGAGCUGGGUGAGAGGUUGUCUUCAGAUUCCAAUGAAAAUGAAGUGAAAUCAAAUGAAGAGCCACUCCUACGAAAGAGUUCUCGCCGAUUUGUCAUCUUUCCAAUCCAGUACCCUGACAUUUGGAAAAUGUAUAAAAAGGCACAGGCAUCCUUCUGGACAGCAGAAGAGGUUGACUUAUCAAAGGAUCUCCCUCACUGGAACAAGCUUAAAUCUGAUGAGAAGUAUUUUAUCUCUCACAUAUUAGCCUUUUUUGCAGCCAGUGAUGGCAUUGUGAAUGAAAAUUUGGUGGAGCGCUUUAGUCAGGAGGUUCAGGUUCCAGAAGCUCGCUGUUUCUAUGGCUUUCAAAUUCUCAUCGAGAAUGUUCACUCAGAGAUGUACAGUUUGCUAAUAGACACAUACAUCAGAGAUCCCAAGAAAAGGGAAUUUUUAUUUAAUGCAAUUGAAACAAUGCCAUAUGUUAAGAAAAAAGCAGAUUGGGCCCUACGAUGGAUAGCAGAUAGAAAAUCGACUUUUGGGGAAAGAGUGGUGGCUUUUGCAGCUGUAGAAGGGAUUUUCUUCUCGGGAUCUUUUGCUGCUAUAUUCUGGCUGAAGAAAAGAGGUCUUAUGCCUGGACUCACUUUUUCCAAUGAACUCAUCAGCAGAGAUGAAGGACUUCACUGUGACUUUGCUUGCCUGAUGUUUCAAUACUUAGUAAAUAAGCCAUCAGAAGAAAGGGUCAGGGAGAUCAUUGUUAAUGCUGUUGAAAUUGAGCAGGAGUUUCUAACAGAAGCCUUGCCAGUUGGCCUCAUUGGAAUGAAUUGUGUUUUGAUGAAACAAUAUAUUGAGUUUGUAGCUGACAGAUUACUUGUGGAACUUGGAUUCUCAAAGGUUUUUCAGGCAGAAAAUCCCUUUGAUUUUAUGGAAAACAUUUCUUUGGAAGGGAAAACAAAUUUCUUUGAGAAACGAGUUGCAGAGUAUCAACGUUUUGCAGUUAUGGCAGAAACUACAGAUAAUGUCUUCACCCUGGAUGCAGAUUUUUAGAACUCUCCCCAUAGAUAAACCUAUCACUGGUAAAUAGCAGUCUGUUUUUCUCUGCUUUAAAAAACAAAAAAACAAAACAAAACAAAACAAAACAACAAAGUAGCUCCCUUAGGCAACACAAGUUUGCUUAAAAGGAAAUCCAAAACCAAAUUUCAAUAAGUUGGAUUUAUAGAAAUACACUCUAAUUUUCCCAUUUGACAUUCAGGAUGUGACUUCAGUUCUAUUGUUUUGUCACGAAAAUAUAAGAUGGCGAUAUGUAGUGAUUAAGAGCAUGAGGUGAGGGGUCAGAUUUGAGAUUCUGCCCUUACUGCUUUGUGUGAUCCUUGGCAAGUCAGUUAAUCUCUCUAAAUUUCAAUGUAUGUAUCCUUAAAGUGGGUGUAAUAGUAGCUCCUAAAUUUAUCAUGUGGAUAUGAGGGUUAAGCCACAAAAUAGGUGCUUAGCCACGACCGACACCAUUACUACUUAUUAACAGUCUUAAGUAUGGCGAUGUUGUGAUAAAAUGCUCCCCUGUCCUCAAAGUAAUUUUGAUUCUAGGUUCUAAGAUCUAGAAUUAGAUGUUUAUAUUUUAAUGUUUGAGGGAGAAUAUAAAGAUUUCAUUUAAAAAUUAGAAUUCUCAUUAACUUGAGAAUUGCUUCUUCAAAUUCCUCAGCAUGUAGUCAAGGAAAUUUAGUUCUCAGUUGCUUUGGGCAGGACACUUAUGAAGUGAAAUUUGGGAGAUCAGCCUGGCAGUUGACCUUGUAAGUAAAAUGAUUUUGCUCCUUUAGAAAUCAAAAAGGUAACAAUUGCCAGACAUAGCUAGCCCUGAAAUGUUUAAACUCUGGGUGAAUUAGCUAGAAUAGCAUUUCCCCAAGAAUGUUCUAAAAGCUGUGAGCCCCUCUAGAUAUUUUGUGGGGAAAAAUGGGAUUCUGUGGUCAGAUGAACCUGGGAAAUGCUAUCCUCCCUUCUUCCUCUCUGAAGUAUAUAGUCAGUACCUCAAAGAGAGAAAUUCUUCAGGACGUAAAACUUAUUUCUCCCUGCAUAUCCCAGACUUACUUAACAAAGAUCUGUAGUUUACCUGUUAACAUCUCACCUAACUAGUAUUCCUCUGAAUAUAGUUUGGAAAAGGCUGCCCUAGAACCAUUUUGUACACAGAGGAAGGACUUGUGGACUAGGCAAAGGAGACCUGGAGGGAUUUACUAAACCAUUCAUAUCUGUGCCGAGCUGAGUAAUGUACCUGAGACUGACCUCAGCUGUGCUUCUUUAAUACUCUUCAAACUCUUUUAUGCUGUUAAAAGGUAGAGUCCUAAUAAUGGAACUAUGCAUCCUGCACAAUAGCAGAUGGCAAGGGAGACAAAGGUUUCUGCAGAGGAGACAGUGAGGAAAGGCCAUGGACCCCUCUUUAUCGUUAGGAAGAGCCAAGAGGUAGCCUGAGCCCCCAAAACAGUGUGGUUCCCCACUUAACAGCAAACUGCUUUAUAACAUUCUGCAACCUAGAAUUUAGAGGUUUUUCACUUUGCAUAAAUUUUUGCUCCAUUCAUUCAGCAACGUUCUAAUGACUAAAAAUGGGAGUUCUCAAGUGGAUGCAAGAGGACCAGGCCAUAACCUUGUUAAGGAAACUGUCAGAAGCCUGUGAUAUUUUGGCCUAUGACAGUGCCAUUUGUUCAGUUUGUUCAGUGCUUCAUGGUUGGCCAGCUGGUUUUACAUCAUAUCACGUGAUCACACAACAGCCUUAUAAGCUUGACAGCUAAUAUUGACAUUUUACUGCUAGGAGAGAGUGAGGCUCAGAGAAGUUAAAUGACUUGGCCAAGGUGGGCUCUUAUCAUUGUCCUUGCAGUAGAAUUCUUUUUCCCUAGAGAUUAUCAUCUUUCUUGUAUUUAGUCCUUUACAUCCAUCUUGAUGUGAUUUUGCCUAUUUUCUCAUUCAGGUAUCAUGUACUUUAUUAAGGUGUUAUGUAAAUUAUUUACCUAUAUUCAGGUAGUAUGCUCAAAGAUGUGUAUACUACUGUAGAAACACUUAACAUUAUAAAUUGAGAAUAUCUGCAAUAAUAUUGGAAUGAAAGAAAAAAGUUUUCAGUGCAUAUUCCCUUUGUUUUGAAUCCAGAUCUUUCUCAUAGGUAAUGACAGGUGCCUUAAUAUGAAGCUUAUUUAUAGUAGCAAUAAACCUAACUGUGUUGAGAAGAAGUUUUAAUACUGAAAUACUGGAUUUUUAAUACACUGGUUUAUUAUAUUCAGUGUUCUAUAUCCUUUUCCAGGCCUUCAGGUUACAUAUUUAUUUAUUAUGUUUAGUAUUUUGGUUCCUAGUUCUUAAGGAAUGAAGAAAUUGUGGAAUUGCCUUUUAAUACUAUCUCACAGGUAAAGAAAUUCAGAGUAUGUUUACAACUUUUUUUUAAUAGCACAUGUACUUAAGUCAUUGCUAUAGUAAAGUUAAGUUUGUUAUUUAGGAAUGUAAAAACUUGUAGUUCAUGACAGCACUUAUUAAAAAUAACUUCAUUGUAGUAUAUAGAAUCAUGACUUGGAAGGACUUGGGAAGACAGUUUGAUUCAGUGCUUUCAGACAAAGCUAUUUUGUUGUUCAGUUACACACAAUAAUAAACAAUUGUUUUUACCUAUAAGCUUA
This is a messenger RNA of Neofelis nebulosa (Clouded leopard), 3782 nucleotides long. It is a transcript of the gene RRM2B, whose product is annotated as ribonucleotide reductase regulatory TP53 inducible subunit M2B. Gene Ontology annotation, cellular component: cytosol. The transcript has 9 exons. Gene Ontology annotation, molecular function: ribonucleoside-diphosphate reductase activity, thioredoxin disulfide as acceptor. NCBI's taxonomy places the organism in Eukaryota, Metazoa, Chordata, Mammalia, Carnivora, Felidae. Gene Ontology annotation, biological process: deoxyribonucleotide biosynthetic process. The record is from RefSeq and is a predicted model, not a curated record. Bases 133 to 1188 code for a protein of 351 amino acids.